Paramuricea clavata is the source of this 2475-nucleotide messenger RNA. Lineage: Eukaryota; Metazoa; Cnidaria; Anthozoa; Malacalcyonacea; Plexauridae. The record is from the annotation of a GenBank genome assembly.
AAGAAUUCCAUGGAAGAUAUGUUGGAGCAUGAAGUAAUGUACACAGAAUAUAAAGUGUCAUUUGGCAGUGAUAGUAAUUGUUCCAAUGAUGCCAUCACUGUUGCUACCAAAAGUCGCCGAGAAGCAGCAAAAUUGUAUGGUUUAGUGCUUCAUCACAAGGGUAUUCUUAACAAGCUGGGUGGUGACCCUUGCUAUGUAAGAGUUCAGGAAUCCGAAAAUUUGGAUGAGAGGGGCCAGUAUUUUAAACUGUGGAGUGCAACAGAAAAGAUUUAUGCUGAAUGUUUCAUUUCACCACAAACAGUAAGUAUCUGUUGAUUAUAUAGUAUUAAUAGAUAACAAAUAGAUUUAGCAAGUUUUUGUUACUGGUACAGAGAUUUAAUAAGUUCACUUAGGAUUCCCUAUUUUCGCAAUGGAGAAAUCUUAGGCAAUGUAAUUAUCAUCAUGAAGACAGAUGAUUGUCAGAAUCCAAUAUUUAUUAACAAUAAUGAUUACAACAUCAAGUAAAGGAUUCUCAAUCAUUUCGUUGGGUAGAAAAUUUUUAAUUCUCACACACUACUGGGAGCUGCUGCAGCAUUAUCACAAACAUUAUUACAUAACCUGUCCAUUAUAGCUUUUCUUAAUAAAGGUGAGCAGGUGGGACUCAUGUUAACAGUUAGGCCAUGGUGACUGGUGAGCAACAACAGAAAUUUGCUCAUCUAACCUGCACCACCCAAUAACAUCCUAAUUGCCGCCCCAUCAGUGUGUGAGAAAAAUUUUCCGAUUCUUUUUCGUACCUCAGUAAUUUUUAGCUCACCAAUUAUACAGUAGCAAUGAUAGUACAUUGUAACUACAGUAAGGCUACAGGCAUUUUAGAAAAUCUACCUAAUUAUACAGUGUGUCAUAUUUUAGCCAGCACUUUACCCUUGAUAAGUUCAAUCAUCUGUUGUGAUACUGGAUAAAGUAACAAAGUGUGCCACAUUAAAGUGCAAUGCUACUUAAAGAAUUAACAACAACACAUUGCAUGGGCAGAUUAAUUGCUAAGAAAUACUUUCUUUUUAGUGUUCUGUUGAAAGUGGAACAUUGCCAACAAUUCCAGAGGGUAUUUCAAUGGACGGUGCUGCAAACCAGAGCUUUUCAAAAUGUAUGACAAGUCUGGACAUUUUAAAAAAUGUGUUUGGAUAUCAAAAGUUUAGACCAGGCCAAUCUGAUGCUAUUCAAGCUCUUGUAUCCGGAAAAGAUACCAUUGUUGUGAUCCCAACUGGUGGUGGGAAAACUGUAACGUUUGUUUUACCAUGUGUAAUGAUACCUGGCAUAGCAAUUGUGGUGUCUCCACUUGUUAUGUUUGAUGCAUGAUCAAGUUUCAAGACUGCGUUCUCUUGGAAUAAAUACUUGCUAUUAUAACACCCUUUUAUCUGACAGUGAAAGACAAAAUAUCUUGCACCAUUUACGAGAACCUAUGUGCCAGUAUCAAUUCGUUUUCAUUAGUCCAGAAGCGGUAAUGACCGAACAAUUUCAAAAUUGUUUGGAGAAAUUAAAACAUGACAAUCGUUUGAGUUUUUUUAUAAUUGAUGAAGCCCACUGCAUCGAUACUUGGGGAAGUGACUUUCGUCCUGCAUACCAGCUGCUAGGAACAUUAAGGAAAUUUGAUGUCCCUUUUGCUGCUCUAACUGGUACAGCUACUGGACACACCAUAGAUGUAAUCCGAUCAACUCUUCAAAUGAAAAAUGAACAGGUUGUGAAAAUGCCAUGUCGACGAGAUAACCUUCACUAAAAUAUUAUUCCUAAAAAGGAAAGCCAAUCAAAGCAGCAAGUAGCAAACAUCAUAAGCAAAGAACAUAUGAACGAGUGUGGUAUUGUGCAACCCAGGCAGACACUGUGGAAAUGGCUUACGUGUUAAAAGAUCAUGGCACACUUGCCACAUUUUAUCAUGCGGGUUUAGAUAGGAACGAGCGUUUACAAAAUGCCUCUUUGUGGUUAUCUGGGAGUGUACCAGUGAUAUGUUGCACGAAUGCAUUUGGAAUGGGCAUUGAUAAAAAGGAUGUUCGUUUCAUCAUGCACCUUACACAACCAGCGUCAUUAGAAGAUUAUGUGCAAGAAUCUGGUCGGGGUGGUAGAGAUGGAGAAACUUGUCACUGCGCGCUUUUCUUCCGAUUUGGAGACCGAGCCUUCCACUUGCGAAACAUAGGUCGGAUUGAGUCAAAGGCUACAAGUGAAAACAAGUUAAAACGGCUAAAUCAAAUCACACAGUAUUGUAUAAAGAAUUCAGUGUGCAGAUUACAGAGCACAGCUAGAUAUUUUGGAGAGGAUGAAGGCGAAUGUUGUGGCGUCUGUGACGUCUGUCAGAAGGGAAGUGUACUGGAUGCAAAAGACUGCACAGAUGAAGCAAAGAACUUGCUAAAUUGCCUUGCAAGCUUGAUUGCCAAUUCAACCAAGAGUAAAGUUAUCGGAACUAUCUAUGACGUGCAUGGGUUCAAAAGCCAAAGAAAUAACAAGUAA